Didymosphaeria variabile is the source of this 207-nucleotide messenger RNA. RefSeq lists its product as uncharacterized. Bases 1 to 207 code for a protein of 68 amino acids. NCBI's taxonomy places the organism in Eukaryota, Fungi, Ascomycota, Dothideomycetes, Pleosporales, Didymosphaeriaceae. The record is from RefSeq and is a predicted model, not a curated record. The transcript is spliced from 2 exons.
AUGGCUCGCACAGCCGAUCGUAUUCUGAACAAUUUGUCAAAGGAGUGGGAUGAACUAAAAGCUUGGCCAGCCUCUGUUAUGCGCACCGAUCGCAGUGAGCUAUGGAGUAGGGACGUCUCUUCUACGAUUGAAACCGCGAGCACGGUCUCCCCGGCUACUGUCCAACUAUACAGUACAGGCUCUGCACCCGAUGUGGAACAGUAUUGA